CCCCAAUCGACUGCUUAACCUUGCUCGCAAAAGUCCUGAACCUCAACUACCCCAAGAAAAAAAAAACGCCAUUCAGGAAAGACAAUUCUCAACACCAGUCGCUUCCCUCCGAGACAACAAUGGCAUCAACUACUGAAGCUGCUCACCCGGCGAGCCUUUCCCUUCCACGCCCCAUUUUCGCCGCCGUCUCCCCGCAUCCUUUUCUCCAAGCCCAUCUCUCCGCCUCCAAAUCCCGUCAACGCGCCAACGGCCGUACCGCUCACGAAUUCCGCGCGCCGCUAGUAAAUACAGGAAGUUUAACACAUUGUAACGGGAGCGCUGUCGUGAGAUUGGGCAAUACGAGCGUUGUAUGCGGUGUGCGCGGCGAAUUGCUAAAGGCGGAGGACGCCCAAGGCUACACUUACACACCGCCCUCAAACGGAGACAACGAUGACACAGAGGAAGAUGAUUUGGAAGAGGAACGAAAGGAGCUGUCAACACUUCGUCUGCUCGUCCCCAAUGUCGAACUCAGCACCGGCAGCACCCCCGCCUAUAUCCCCGGCAACGCGCCGUCGUCUACAGCGCAAACCCUUCUCACGCGUUUACAUUCCCUCCUCCACUCCACCUCGCUCAUCCGCGCCCGCGACUUACGCAUUACCUACACACCUCCCUCCUUUUCUGAUCCAUCCGUCCCUGUGGAAGAGCAAGAGCAAGCAGACGACGAGCUGAAAGCUUACUGGACCCUCUACAUCGACAUCUUCUUCAUCUCCAUUGAUGGUUCUGCAUUUGACGCCGCCUGGCUCGCUCUUCUCGCCGCGCUGCAAAACACUCGCCUCCCCGCCGCAUCAUGGGAUCCCGACUUCGAGACCGUGCUAUGCGACGACGAUCCGAAGAAGGCCCGCGCCCUCGCGCUCCGCGGGUUACCCGUACCUGCUUCGUUUGCUGUCUUCGAGGGGCGCGGUGAUUGGGAUGAGAGCGGCGAUGACAAAGACGUAGAGGAUUCCUGGGUUCUGUCUGACCCGGAUGCGUUCGAGGAGGGCGUUUGCAGGGAAGCUGUGUGCUUAGUUGUGGACUGUGGUGGUACGGGGAAGAGAGGAUCUGCGACCGAUGCGGUGGUGAGAAGGGUCGAGAAGAAUGGAGGUGCAGUUGUUGGGAGGGGGGAGAUGAGGUCGUUGGUGAUGAGGGCUGCUGAGAGAUGGGAAGCUGUUAAGAAGGCGCUUGCGAGUGUUUGAGAAAUGCCUGGCUAUGACCGGACAUCUCGACUGUGCUGUCCGUGUGCUUUUGCCCCUUCCAUUUGCCAU
Messenger RNA from Periconia digitata, 1280 nucleotides. Lineage: Eukaryota; Fungi; Ascomycota; Dothideomycetes; Pleosporales; Periconiaceae. The record is from the annotation of a GenBank genome assembly.